GACUACAGAGUGAAUAUCUUCCUGAGGCAGCAGUGGAACGACCCCAGGCUGGCCUAUAGCGAAUACCCCGACGACUCUCUCGACCUGGACCCAUCUAUGUUGGACUCUAUCUGGAAACCUGAUUUGUUCUUCGCCAACGAAAAAGGCGCCAAUUUCCAUGAGGUUACGACUGACAACAAACUACUAAGGAUUUCAAAAAAUGGGAACGUAUUGUAUAGUAUCCGGUAUGCUAUUCUUUUCUUGUUGUAUCUUCCUCUUUCCUUCUUAGUUUCUCAGAAUGUCUAUCUGGUGCUAGGUCUAUGGCUGACAGAUGAAUGUCUAUCUGGUUCUAGGUCUAUGGCUGACAGAUUAAUGUCUAUCUGGUGCUAGGCCUAUGGCUGACAGAUUAAUGUCUAUCUGGUUCUAGGUCUAUGGCUGACAGAUGAAUAUCUAUCUGGUUCUAGGUCUAUGGCUGACAGAUUAAUGUCUAUCUGGUGCUAGGCCUAUGGCUGACAGAUUAAUGUCUAUCUGGUUCUAGGUCUAUGGCUGACAGAUUAAUGUCUAUCUGGUGCUAAGCCUAUGGCUGACAGAUGAAUGUCUAUAUGGUGCUAGGUCUAUGGCUGACAGAUGAAUGUCUAUCUGGUGCUAGGCCUAUGGCUGACAGAUUAAUGUCUAUCUGGUGCUAGGUCUAUGGCUGACAGAUUAAUGUCUAUCUGGUGCUAGGCCUAUGGCUGACAGAUGAAUGUCUAUCUGGUGCUAGGUCUAUGGCUGACAGAUGAAUGUCUAUCUGGUGCUAGGCCUAUGGCUGACAGAUUAAUGUCUAUCUGGUGCUAGGUCUAUGGCUGACAGAUUAAUGUCUAUCUGGUGCUAGGCCUAUGGCUGACAGAUGAAUGUCUAUCCGGUGCUAGGCCUAUGGCUGACAGAUUAAUGUCUAUCUGGUGCUAGGUCUAUGGCUGACAGAUUAAUGUAUAUCUGGUGCUAAGCCUAUGGCUGACAGAUGAAUGUCUAUCCGGUGCUAGGCCUAUGGCUGACAGAUGAAUGUCUAUCUGGUGCUAGGUCUAUGGCUGACAGAUGAAUGUCUAUCUGGUGCUAGGCCUAUGGCUGACAGAUGAAUGUCUAUCUGGUGCUAGGUAUAUGGCUGACAGAUGAAUGUCUAUCUGGUUCUAGGUCUAUGGCUGACAGAUGAAUGUCUAUCUGGUGCUAGGCCUAUGGCUGACAGAUGAAUGUCUAUCUGGUGCUAGGCCUAUGGCUGACAGAUGAAUGUCUAUCUGGUGCUAGGUCUAUGGCUGACAGAUUAAUGUAUAUCUGGUGCUAAGCCUAUGGCUGACAGAUGAAUGUCUAUCUGGUGCUAGGCCUAUGGCUGACAGAUGAAUGUCUAUCUGGUGCUAGGCCUAUGGCUGACAGAUGAAUGUCUAUCUGGUGCUAGGUCUAUGGCUGACAGAUUAAUGUAUAUCUGGUGCUAGGCCUAUGGCUGACAGACGAAUGUCUAUCUGGUGCUAGGCCUAUGGCUGACAGAUUAAUGUCUAUCUGGUGCUAGGUCUAUGGCUGACAGAUUAAUGUCUAUCUGGUGCUAGGCCUAUGGCUGACAGAUGAAGUCUAUCUGGUGCUAGGUAUAUGGCUGACAGAUUAAUGUCUAUCUGGUGCUAAGCCUAUGGCUGACAGAUGAAUGUCUAUCUGGUGCUAGGCCUAUGGCUGACAGAUGAAUGUAUAUCUGGUGCUAGGCCUAUGGCUGACAGAUUAAUGUCUAUCCGGUGCUAGGCCUAUGGCUGACAGAUUAAUGUUAUCCGGUGCUAGGCCUAUGGCUGACAGAUGAAUGUCUAUCUGGUGCUAGGCCUAUGGCUGACAGAUUAAUGUCUAUCUGGUGCUAGGCCUAUGGCUGACAGAUUAAUGUGUAUCUGGUGCUAGGCCUAUGGCUGACAGAUGAAUGUUUAUCUGGUGCUAGGCCUAUGGCUGACAGAUGAUUUUCCUCCAAAUUGCUUAUGGUGGAAGCAAAGCAGAUAUUAACAUCCACAUAACAACAAAAGUUAAAUGCAAGCAUCUUUGCAGUGUAUUUGAUCUGUUAUCAAGCCUAGUAUUGAACCCUUGGACAGACGGAGGGGAAUUGGAUCCUUAUAAACAGCUAUGUGAAGGCAGUGAGAAGAGGCCUUCUCAUUUCUUACAUUGACACCAUCAAAUGAACCCUUUAGAUGGCUUUGAUCCCACCUGACCCCGCGCUAAAGAGAACCUGCUCAGUGUAUUUUCUGAUUGAAAAAAUAAACCUUAUAGAUAACAUUUGUCGUGCAACUGUGAUGCUAUCGCACUGCGGUAUAAGUAAACUACGAAUGCAAAGCAACCAAUAGACCUGCUCCUAUCUCAAGAUAAAAGUACGACGUUUGCAACGUCUAGUUUGAAGCAAGAUGUUUUUCUAUACUCACAUGGAGAUACAGCCAGUCUGUUUAGGGAUGAGGUUCACAUGCAUGGCUAGCAGGAAGGUGUUUGUCAUAAAGGGGAAUAAUGCCUGAGGUGUGUAACAUAACCUUUUAUAUUACAGGCCAUCAUGACAGGAAAUAUAGCAGCAGGUAUAACAAUAUGUUACACUGCUACUCCUCCUCCUCCAAUGCUGUGCUAGUGCUUUAGAGCAAUAACAUAAGUAUACAUAAUAUAAACCUUAUUAUAAGACAUUAUAAAGGCUUACACAUGCUUAUAACAUGUUUUAAAUCAUUGUAGCUGCAGGUAAAGUGUUACCAACAUUAUUACCUAGUUUAAUGACUGAUACUAUGUGACCAGAAUAACACUGAUCCUGGCCUGUCCCAUGGACCUCAUGUGUUCUAGAAAGUUCUAAGUUCCAUUCUAUUCUAUUUCAUUCCAUUCUAUUCCAUUCCCUUCUAUUCCAUUCUAUUCAAUUCCAUUAAAUUCCAUUCUAUCCUAUUCCAUUCCAUUCUAUUUUAUUCCAUUAAUUCCAUUCUAGUCCAUUCUAUUCUAUUCCAUUCCAUUCCAUUCUUCUAUUCAAUUAUAUUCUGUUAUAUUCUACUUCAUUCUAUUCCAUUCCAUUCUAUUCCAUUCCAUUCCAUUCUAUUCUAUUCUAUUCUAUUCUAUUCUAUUCCAUUCCGUUCCAUUCUAUUCUAUUCUAUUCCAUUCCAUUCCAUUCUAUUCAAUUCAAUUAUAUUCCAUUAUAUUCUAUUCUAUUCCGUUAUUUUCUAUUUCAUUGUAUUCUAUUCUAUUUUAUUAUAUUCCAUUCUAUUUAUUCCAUUCUAUUUUAUUAUAUUCUAUUAUACUCAAUUCUAUUCCAUUCUAUUAUAUUUCAUUAUAUUCUAUUCUAUUCCAUUCUAUUAUAUUUCAUUCUAUUCUAUUCCAUUCCAUUCUAUUCCAUUACUUUCUAUUCUAUUCUAUUCUAUUCUAUUCUAUUCUAUGUAAACUUGUUAACAAAAUAACGCUGAACCUGGCCUGUCUGUUCUGUUCUGCUCUUUCCUGUUUUUGCUGUUCUGUUCUGUUUUGUUCUGUUGUGUUCUAUUCUAUGUGACCAGAAUAACGCUGGUCCUGGCCUGUCCAAUGGACUUGAAGAACUUCCCUAUGGACGUACAGACCUGUAUCAUGCAGCUGGAGAGUUGUGAGUAUUCCAUUAGGAACACAGUUAUCACACACACACACACACACAGGUAGGGUAGGGGGGGAAGUAUUUAUUUUGUGUUGGUGAGAUGGAUGUGUCCCUGGUCUGGAGGACAGUAUGAUGAAAGGCCCAGUGAUUUACGCUGCCCCUCCAGCAGCAGAGAGCAGAUACAGGGAAGGGACAGGGAGGGAGUUAGGGGGGGGGGGACCAACCUGCUCCAACCUGCUCUAACCAGCCAUCACUGGCUUCUCCCUCCCUCCCCACCUCCUCUCUUUGGAAAUUAUGGAUUUGUAUUUUUUUCUUGACUCAUUGUUCUCAGGUGUGAAGAAUGGAAACAACAUGUAUUGCUUCCGUAUGAGCACUGUGGAGCUACGGUAGAGGUGGUUGAUCAAGGCAUUUAAACCUUCAUCAUACCACAUUGUCAAUAAUAUUUAUUAUCUCUUACAAACAGCUUGAAUGUACUGUGAUACUGUGGUAGUAAGACUGUAGUAAUACUGUGGUAAUAAUUAUCUUGUUUCAAACUGUUCCCAUCCAGUCGGCUAUACGAUGAACGAUCUCAUAUUUGAGUGGGACGAGAAGGGAGCCGUGCAGGUAGCAGAUGGGCUGACAUUACCUCAGUUUAUACUGAAAGAGGAAAAAGACCUGCGGUACUGCACCAAGCACUACAACACAGGUCGGUCUGUCUCCACCUCUCUGGCUACCUCUACCUUGUUAGCUCUUUUUUUAAGGGGGUUUGUACGUUGAGCUAAACUCUCUUUCUCUACUCUGGGCUUUAGUUGACAGUCUGAGAACAGCGUAACAACAGACAUUACAGGGUGCGUUGUUAGGACACAAAACGCUGGAACACUGAGAGAGAAGGGAGGAAGGACUGGAACCAACCAAAGUUUUGUCCCAAAUGGCACCCUAUUCACUGAGAACCAUCUGGCCACUCAACCUCACCAGUCUCACAUUGUUACACUCCAGAUACAACAGAAAGAAACAGACUGAAGGCCAGUCUAGAUGGACUCUAAACAGAGACUGAAGGCCAGUCUAGAUGGAAUCUAAACAGAGACUAAAGGCCAGUCUAGAAUAAUUUUAAAUAGAAUAGAGAGUGAGAGAAAAACAACAAAGGGUAAAAGAAAGAAAAAAUAGGUGUAUUGUUAUUUUCUACUAUGAUAUGAUAUGAUUUGAUUUAAUUUGAUAUGAAAUGAUUUGAUAGGAUUUGAUAGGAUAUGAUUUGAUAUGAGUGAUAUGAUAUGAUUUGAUAUGAUAUGAUAUGAUUUGAUAUGAUAUGAUAUGAUAUGAUUUGAUAUGAUUUCAUUUGAUAUUAUUUUUUUAAGUUUUCUGAGGAUUGUGUGUGUUGUGUUGUUGACAUUGAAUUAAAUUGAUAUGUGGUGCCAUAAAAAUCUUGAUUAUUUUAAAUAUCAUUCCAUCGCUCAGGAGAGGGUGACAUGUGGAAAUGACAGGCCGGAUGUUGUCUGUCUGCUAACUCUAGAAUCCUGCUCUCUCAGACAUCGACAGCCUUGACAUGGCUGAGUACAGAUGCUAGAUGGCAUGCCAAAUCCCCUCCUCCCACACACACAUGCACGGACACUCACAUGCGCACACACAAACACACACACACACACACACUGAACACACACACACACUGAACACACACACAAGCACUGAACACAGUUGGCAGGCAGGUUAAAACCAGAGCCACAUAAUGAGCAGAUUGGGACAAACCUGGACCUCAUAUGUCCAGGGAGAGGCAAGCAGGGAGCACCACUGAGUAGCACUGCAGUAUGAUCAUUUCUUUAUGCCUCUCUCUAUCUCUACCCGUUAUCAUUUGUCUUAUUUUUGUUUGUGGUGGUAAACACCAGUGACAACCCCUCGGGUCUUCCCUCGGUCUCCGUCCCCUCUCCCCUCCUUGACCUCUUGGGGAUGGAUUCCCCUCUUGCUAUCAUGCUAUACCCUAUCUACUAAUUCUCUCUCGUGCUAUAUUGUGCUCCUCUAGGUCUAGUCAUUCUCUCUGAAUAUCAUAUAGUAUAUAUCUGCUCUCUCUCUCUAUAUCUUGAUAUAUAUCUAUCUAUCUCUCUCUCCUCUCUCUCUCGCUCUCUCUCGCUCUCUAUCUCUAUCUCUAGCUCUCUCUCUCUCCUUCUAUACUAUAUCUCUUGCUCACUCUCUAUAUCAAUCUCCUCUCCUCUAUCCCUCUCUCUCUACCCCCCCUCUCUCUCCUCUUUUUUUUUCUUUCUCCUUCCCUCUCUGGUUCCUCUCUCUCUUUCUCAUCCUCACUCUCUUGCCUCUCUACACCUCUGACCGCCUCCUAUCCAUAUUCGUUCUUGUUCUCUUCGACAUUCACCCAGUCAACCACUCCCCCCCCUAACCCAUAACCCCUUCCCGUCCCUCCCGAUUUACUUCUCCCACUCACCCCUCUCUAUCCUGACUGUGCGCUAUUAGCCUCUACCAGUCACAUUGCUCACACGCCCUGGGACGCGCUCACUGCUCCUCACCACAACUGCGUAUUUGGGUCAUUUCUUCUACAAUGGUGUUUAGGAUGUCGUCGCCAGCUAAUCUAUUGGGCGUAUACGCGGCGGAGCAUUUUCCUCGGCCCUACAUUGCGUUUCCAUUUUUCUAUUGUGAUUAUAAGGGGAGGUAUAUAUUUUUCCCUUUUUUCCAUUCUGGUCUUCAUGAUCAUUCCGUGUACCUCUACUGUGAAUCUAAAGCGUGCGUAGCGACCCUCCCGCCAUCCGGCCACACAGUUCCUCUUUCUAUUUUUUUUUUUUUUAAUUGCCUCUCCUGUGUGCAAGGGGCACCGACACAUUCAGUCCUCGGCCCCACACUCCGCGUCCUUACUAUUGUCGAUUCAAAGUCGGCGAGGUUUACAUUCCUCGCCCAUUUCGAGACUUUCACUCUAUUAUACCACAUGUUGCACCUGUUAAAGGCUCCCCCUCGUUGCUAGUGUCCACCUCUGUUCACUCGGUUUACUAUUACCACUGCGCGUCCUUACUCUAUCCUUCGUAUUAACCAGAUCCCGUUGGACAUUCGCUCGUGCCCCACAGGCGUCUCCUUUCACUCUUGUGACCUUAAAGGCGAUGGAUAUUGUUCUCUCGUGCACCCAAUUGCCGCUGUCACCUUUCCCUAUUUUUUGACUUUACCAAGGAUUCCCCCCGAGGCCCCCAACAUUCUCUGGCCCCCCAUCCUUUCCUGCCGUCCAUCCCCUACCCUUUUACGCGGUGCUACUUACCUAUAUAGGAUGAGGACAGUCUCGGCCCCACUACGUCCUCCUUAUGGGGAGGAAUAGGGGAGUGGAACUAUGCUGCGGCAUUCCACACCGGGUGCGUCCGGCCGAGGCGCCCGAUUAAAGGGGAGGACAUUCUUCUCGGCCCACGAGCCUUUCCCCCCUCUUGAUUUUUUUUUUGCCGUGGCCUUCUUUCUCCUUCUUGCGUUACCCCCCCUCCCCUCCCCCCCUUUUCCCUUCUCUCUCUCCCUUUCUUAUUUUAUUUUCCCCUCCACGCUACUCUUCACUCUUGUCUGAUUAAAGGAGAGGACUUCUCAUUGUUCUCUGUUGCCCUCCCCACUUGUUAUUGUUCUCUCUUCUCUUCAGCCUCUGGCAUUUCCCCCCCUCACCCAACGUCUUCGGUGAGUCUGCAGUCGCAUUUUCACUUUCUAUAGGCCUCCAUCAAGUUUACAUAUUGUUCCUAUUGUGGUUAAAGGGGGCAGGACAAUUCAUCGGCCCAUCCAUACGUCCUCCUAUGUGCUUAACAGGGGAGGACGUUUGUAAAUUGAGAAUAUGUCUCUCAAUUUCUGCGUGGACCUGGUUAAAUCAAGGUGAAUAUAUAAAAUGAUAAAAAAGUAAAACAGUAUAAAGGGAGGAAGCAUUCCUCGCCCCACUACGGCCUGCCUUGCAUCUAGUGUUAAUUUAGUCUAGUCCUGUUUUAUCCCUUCGACCUUUUCCCUCACCGACGUCGAGACGACAGACCCGAUCCAUUGUAAGACUGGCCAGAGCACUAGCAUGCAAUGCCUAAUCAUGUCGCUGUGAUUGCAGAUUUCGCCUGCUACGCUAGCUAGAAUAGUGUAGUCAGACAGCAUUGUUGUUUCAAUCUGUAAAUAUAAUCGAUCUGUGAGCUGAGAAGGACAAGUCAUUCUCUAUCUUCUCUCUCUCUCUCUCUCUCUCUCUAUAGUCUCUCUCUUCUCUCUCUCUAUCUCUCUCUCUUCUCUCUCUCUCAUCUGACUCUCUAGUACUCUCUCUCCAUUCUCUCUCUCUCUCGCUUGUAUCCCUGUAGUGUCUCAUUCUCGUCACAGAAUACCCCCACUUAGAUCGCCGAACCAUGUAUAUCUUUAUAAGACUUAAGAUAUGGAGUGCACUUAAAAGCCCUGAAGUGUAUCACAGCUAUAAAUCAAUUUAAAUGGCGCUGUGGCCUCCCUCCAUGUCUCCCUCUGUCCACGUCCAAAACAAUACACUAGGGUUAAACUCUAAUUGAAUUGAAAGUCUUCAAGACAAAAGACAGCUGUCUUCAAUGGAUCUAAGCUGAUUAAAUGGCUUGUCAGCGAUCUGGAGCAUCUAGCCACUCUGACAGACAAGACACCCCUGGUGUUUACAUCACACAGACAGCAAAUAGAGAAAGAGGAUACUUAUCAUGAGUUUAUAAUGGCCUCUUUUAGCUUCCGUUCUGGGCUAUGUCUGAAAUGGGACCCUGCUUUCCUAUGAGCCCUAUACUAUUUACAUUGUAGUCAUUUAGCAGACGCUCUUAUCCAGAGCCACUUACAGUUAGUGAUUGCAUACAUUUUCAUACGCCCCCCCCCCCCCCCCGUGGGAAACCAACCCACAACCAGGGCGCAAGCGCCAUGCUCUACCAACUGAGCUACAGGGGACUAUAUAGGGAAUAGGGUGCUGUUUGGGAGGAAACCUUACCGUCCGUUGUGGUGUUUGCUACACAGCUGUGGUCAGGGAAGUAGAUGAGUUCAACCACAACAUAACACGGUCAGCGUAGUGGGUUCAACCACAACAUAACACCCUGUCUGCUGUAGUGGGUUCAACCACAAACAUAACACCUGUCGGCUGUAGUGGGUUUAACACAACAUAAACCAACUGUCAGCUGUAGUGGGUCAACCACAAACAUAACCAACCUGUCAGAUUGUAGUGGGUUCAACCACAAAAAUAAACACCUGUUGCUGUAGUGGGUUCACCCACCACAUAAAACACCUGUAUGAUGUAGUGGUUCAACCACAACAUAAACACUGUAUGCUUGUAGUGGGUUCAACCACACAUAAAACUGUCUGAUGUAGAUGGGUUCAACACAAACAUAACACCUGUCGCUGUAGUGGGUUCAACACAACAAAACACCUGUCAGCGGUAGGGUUCAACACAAAUAACACCUGUCCAGCGUAGUGGGUUCAACCACAACAUAACACCUGUCGGCUGUAGUGGGUUUCAAACCACAACAUCACACCUGUCUGCGUAGUGGGUUCAACCAACAACAUAACACCUGUCUGCUGUCGUGGGUUCAACCACAAACAAACAACUGUCAAGCGUGGAGUGGUUCAACACUAACAAAAACCUGUCAGGCUGGGGGGUUCAACCACAACAUAAACACCUGUCAGCUGUAGUGGGUUCAACCCACCAACAAACACCUGUCAGCUGUAGUGGGUUCAACCACAACAUAACACCUGUCAGCUGUAGUGGUGUGUUACAUUUGGUAUACUAUAAUAUUGUUACUACAAUACAGUAUAUAGACUGUAUUUUAGUAAUAAUAUUAUAGUAUAUCAUAUUAUAUAAUAGUAUAUAGACUGUAUUGUAAUAAUAUAAUAAUAAUAUAUCAUAUUAUAUCAUAAUAUUUAGACUGUAUUGUAGUAAUAAUAUUAUGCUAUAUCAUGUUAUAGCAUAGUAUGUAGACUGUAUUGUAAUAAUAAUAUUAUACUAUAUCAUGUUAUAUCAUAGUAUAGACUGUAGUGUAGUAAUAAUAUUUAAUAUAUCAUAGUAUAGACUGUAGUGUAGUAAUAAUAUUAUAAUAUUUCAUAGUAUAUAGACUGUAUUGUAGUAAUAAUAUUAUAAUAUUUCAUAGUAUAUAGACUGUAUUGUAGUAAUAAUAUGAUAUUAUAUCAUAGUGUAGACUGUAUUGUAGUAAUAAUAUUAUAAUAUAUCCUAUUAUAUCAUAGUAUAGACUGUAUUGUAGUAAUAAUAUUAUAAUAUAUCAUAUUAUAUCAUAGUAUAGACUGUAUUGUAGUAAUAAUAUUAUAUUAUAAACUGGGUGGUUCAAGCCCUGAAUGCUGAUUGGCUGAAAGCCAUGGUAUAUCAGACCGUAUACCAUGGGUAUGACAAAACAUUUAUUUUUACUGCUCUAACUUGAGCAAGGCACUUAACCCUAAUUGCUCAUGUAAGUCGCUCUGGAUAAGAGCGUCUGCUAAAUGACUAAAAAUGUAAAUGUAAUUAUGUUGGUAACCAGUUUAUAAUAGCAAUAAGGCACCUCAGGGGUUUGCGAUAUAUGGCCAAUAUACCACGGCUAAGGGCUGUGUCCAGGCACUCCGCGUUGUGUCGUGCAUAAGAACAGCCCUUGCCGUGGUAUAUUGACCACAUAACACACCCUCACGGGCCAUAUUCCUUAAAUAUAUCAUAUUAUUAUUGAACCCCUGCUUUCUCCUCUGUCUAUGUCAUCUGUAUUACAGGAAAGUUCACUUGUAUCGAGGCUCGUUUUCAUCUGGAGAGGCAGAUGGGCUAUUACCUGAUUCAGAUGUACAUCCCCAGCCUUCUGAUUGUCAUUUUGUCCUGGGUGUCCUUCUGGAUCAACAUGGACGCUGCACCUGCCAGAGUGGGACUGGGCAUUACCACCGUGCUCACUAUGACCACCCAGAGCUCCGGCUCGCGAGCCUCCCUCCCCAAGGUGAGGAGUGGAAGAGGAACACAACACACACACACACACACACACACACACACACAGAUACAGACAUGAACACACACACGCACACAUGCACAAAAACACACACACACACACACACACACACACACACACACACAGUCAGCCUGCUAUAUAAUGGGCAAAGCAGAGAGGCACCCUGACUGACGACAGACUGACUUUAGUGUCUUUAAAGCCUGUAUAGUGUUGAUAUGAUUAUUUCAGUGUGAAACUGAUUUAAUUGUUUAAUUGUUGUUAUGAAUCAGUUGUGAAUCAGUUGUUACAUAACAGAAAUCUUCUUCAUCCGCCAGAAUUUCGCAAACCACCUCUCUAUGUCCUAGAUAACUACAAACCACACUCUCUAUUAUCCUAGAUGAACUACAAACCACACUCUCUAUUGUCCUAGAUGAACUACAAACCACACUCUCUAUUGUCCUAGAUGAACUACAAACCCCACUCUCUAUUGUCCUAGAUGAACUACAAACCACACUCUCUAUUGUCCUAGAUGAACUACAAACCACACCUCUAUUGUCCUAGAUGAAACUACAAACCACACCCUCUAUUGUCCUAGAUGAACUACAAACCACACUCUCUAUUGUCCUAGAUGGUCAAACUAACUCAACAUGAGAAAAAAAUGCAUUUUUAAAGAAAACUAUUUUUGCUGUAGGGAUUUUCAGAUUAAAAAGUGAAAAGGGACAUUGCGUGAGUGACUAGGAUUUUAUAAUUAUGUCCUGGAAAAGUAUCCUCCCAUUUUGUUUGUUGACAUUAGGUGAUUCAUGCUCUCUGGAAAAUUGAACAAGUGAACCGUGAUUUCUGUGCAGUUCAGCUGUCACAAUAAUGAUCACACGGCACAGCUGAGCGUAGGUGCACACAGCACAGACUGCUCCCUCUCUUCCACGCAUGGCUGACUUGGUGCAUUUGGUGACAGGGAGGGAAGGAGAGGAGAGAGGACCAUUUUGAAAGUCACCAUUUACUGUGUCAUUACUCAACAAAUCUAGCCACCACAGAAACGUUACUUUUUGCUGUCGUUAUUAUGAAGAUGUCCAGCAUAUAAAUACAUUUCACCACUUUACGUGGUCUAGUACUGUAAAACAAAACAAAAAACACAUCAAAAUAUCUGAUCUGGUGUGGAAAAAUGGAAAUCCAGGCAAUCCAACGACACAGGAAACAGUAAAAGAGUAGUCUGCCCAUGUCUGUCUCGGGCUGCUGACUUUUCAUCAUUUGAACAAUGUCUUCUGAACCAUGCAUUCUGGAAUGCCACCUAAACUGUGUUCCAGGGCCACUGACUUGUCAAAUACAGUGAGCUUCAGCCGAACUGACAAGCCAGCCCAAUCUAGCGUUAGCCCCAUUUCCAGUCAAAGAUGUGGUUUCCAUACCUCUCUCUGUCUCACUGCCCGGGGCAGAGGUCAGAAGAAGUCCUGCUAGCCACUCACCGGGUUGCAGACUACUGUGUACUGAACAGUUCUCAGAGUUAGAAGAUAAAUGUUGUCUUUGUAGCAGACAUCAAAUUAAUCAAGGAUUAUUAGAUACAGAUAACAUAUAUGACUGGUACCAAGGUCAGUUUCAUUUUAAUAGUCUACAGAAUCAGUUGACGAAAUGUUACCGUCUGGGUUGGUGUGGUGUUGUUUAUUGUUUCUAUUCAUGUUGUGUUGUGUUGUUGUGUUGUGUGUUGUUGUGGUUGUCCUCCUCAUGUUACCACUGUGUCAUCCUGCCCAAUCACAGGGUAGUCGUAUCAUGUGAAAGCAUUGACAUCCUGGAUGGCCGCUAGGAGGAAGAUAGGGCGGGGCUUACCCAACCCAUAUGUCUUUAACUCUAGUUCUUUCCCCCUGCGCCCUCUCUUAUCCUCCGAAUUGCUCUCUUUAAGUCCAUCCUUCCUGAUUCUUCUCUGUGUGCCUCCCUGUGUUUGUCUUCUCGGCUCUGCUUGAGUACGCUGCUGUGAACUUCAUCGCUCGCCAACACAAGGAAACUGCUACGCUUCCGGAGGAGGAGGCGGCACAUGAAGGUCAAUUAACUGAUUUAUUUAUUUUAUAUUAUUGGGAUUCACUUUUUUAUUAUCUAAUCAUAGAUUAGACUAACACUUUUCACAGGAACCCUUCCUGUCUCCUCCCCCCUCCUCUCCUCUCAGUCCCAGUUAAAUAUUUCGCUUUUUGGGGUUUCUCAUAUUCUCUACAAGUACACAACAGUUCAUAUGUAAUGCUGAGGGAGUAUUGAGUCAUGUGGCCGCGUCCCAAAUGGCACCCUAGUCCCUUUAUAGUGCACUACUUUUGACCAGGGUUCAUAGGACUCUGGUCAAAAGUGGUGCACUAUAAAGGAAAUAGCGUGCCAUUUGCGACGUAUCCAUGGACACAGCCCAACAGAGGAAUGAGCUGUGUAUCAAAUUCACAACAAUGGAAUUAUUCCCACAUGCCCUAACUUAGUCUGAUAUAAUCCACCAUUUAACAGGCCCAGUAGGACACCACGUUGUGAUGGUAGGGCUUAAAGGGCCUGUUAUCCUCCUAUCAAAGUCAGUUAAACAAGUAGCCUGCUCCCAGAUCUGUUUGUUCUGUGUAGCCAACUCCCAUGGCCAUUGUCACACCUAGUUUGUCAUGCACAUUGACCAAAGGAGUUGGCAAGACGGCACAAACAGAUCUGGGAUCAGGCUAUAAAACAAGCAGAUUGAAAUUGAAAACCCCAUCGCUACACCCUGGGCUUUUAAUAAGAUCUCAGAUCCAAACAAAACUCCGUAGCUGUCGUAUAUCCGAUGGUGUCUGUGAUAUUGAUGUCUUGAUGUAUGAAUAUCAAAAAACAGCUAUCAAAGUAUGACUCAUUUAGUAGCGUCUAUCUACCACAGAGCGUGUUGCUCCGCCUCAUCCUAAAACUCAUCUAGCAGCGUCUAUCUACCACAGAAACUCUUCAAGGAGUUAGACAUAAACAUUCCAUAAACUCCUUGUCAUUCCGUGCGCCUUGACCGGGAGGACAGGCAGGCAGGUGGCUACAGACACAGACUACUUCCAGGGAAUGUGAAUCCAGUCAGUCAUUCAAAAGAGAGUAAAAAAUCUCAAAAUAAAUCCUCAAUACUAUUGUUAUAAUCCAUAAUCCCUGAGGGGGGGGGGGUAUGUACUAGGUGAGGGUAGAUUAGGCGACUGUUUCCUGGAGCACUACUCUCUCCCACGGUAAAUCGAGAAACUGUCCACGUCCCAAAUGGCAACCAUGCAGCGCUGGUCAAAAGUAGUGCACUAUACAGGGAAUAGGGGUGCCAUUUGGGACUGAGUACCAUACAGUGCUUUAGUAAUCUAACCUCUACAACAGAUGAUAACUGGUAGUCUGUAAAUCCCAAUGUUUGGCGGGAAUGACCCAGAUCUUCAUCCAGUCUUUUACAUGGUAUGAGUUCAGGAGAUUCCGGUUGGGUGAUGUCAUCAUGCAGUCUGGUAUGUGAAAUGCAAGUCAAGCGUUUUUCUGCUGCGUUUUUAUAGAAAAUGCGGUGUUUGGCCUACAGUGUUGUUAGGCCUACAGUGUUGUUAGGCCUACAGUAUAUAUAUUAUCGUGAAAUAGGACAAAUAUAAGCACCCACCAAAUUAUUAUUUAGUAUUAUUAGAUAGUAUUGCAGUUUUUGUAUUUGUAUUUGUAUUUAUUAUGGAUCCCCAUUAGCUACUGGCAAAGCAGCAGCUACUCUUCCUGGGGUCCAGCAACAUUAAGGCAGUUUAUACAACUUUAAUAACAUUACAAUACAUUCACAGAUUUCACAACACACUGUGUGCCCUCAGGCUCCCUACUCCACUACCACAUAUCUACAGUACAAUAACUUUACCCUCCUUCACUAUAGAAAGACAUGUUGUAUAACUUUACCCUCCUUCACUACAUAAUUUAAAAGCAGAAAGACACAUUUCCAUCGACUGUAAGGAAAAUGUACAAUUAAUUAUUUUUAUUCAUCUAAAAUGCAAAAACCAUUCAUAGUUUCAGCAUACAAAAAAGAUCCUCCCUACAAACUCUUAUGUCCAUUCUGAACUGACCAGGACAUGGGGAUAGAAAUCUAUUUGAGUGAAUAGGCCUUUAUAUAGAGACUCAACAAGCAUCACUGUAUUUUGUAUUAAUUUUCACUGGCCACUCUUUCUAAUGUGACUGUAAUGUGAUUCAUUGAGGGCCGGGUCACAGCCCUCCAUUAUAGCCUUCUAAAGACUAUCAUUCAGCGAGUUCAUCCUUCUAAAGGCUAUCAUUCAGCCGUCAUUCAUUCUAAAGGCUAUAAUUUCAGCGAGGUUCAGCCUUCUAAGACUAUAAUAGCGAGUUCAUCCUUCUAAAGGCUAUCAUUCAGCCAGUCAUCCCUUCUAAAGGCAUCAUUCAGAGAGAUUUCAUCUUCUAAAGGCUAUCAUUCAGCAAAGGUUCAUCCUUCUAAGACUAUCAUUUAGCGAGUUCUUCUUCUAAAGGCUAUUAAUUAAGCCAGGUCAGCCUUCUAAAAGCUACACUCAGCCAAUGUCAUCUUCUCAGGCGAACAUUCAGCCCAGUUUCAUCCUGCUAAAGGCUAUCAUUCAGCCAGGUCAGCCUUUAAAGGCUAUCAUUAAGCCAGGAAUCAUCCUUCAAAAGGCUAUCAUCAGUUAGUUCACUUCUCCAAAUCAAAAAAGGGCUAUCAUUCAGCCAGUUCUCCUUCAAAGGCUAUCUUCAGCAGUUCACCUUCUCUAAAGGCUCUCAUUCAGCCAGGUAG
Messenger RNA from Coregonus sp. 'balchen', 15094 nucleotides. Lineage: Eukaryota; Metazoa; Chordata; Actinopteri; Salmoniformes; Salmonidae. The record is from the annotation of a GenBank genome assembly.